AUGGACACAAGUGACAACAAACCUAGCAUCUUCAUCUUCACAGUUCAACAGUCAAACGACGCAAAGUAUCCAGCGUUCCUGGAAGAUUUCCCGGGACUUGUUACCGCCGGUAAGACAUACACAACCAAAAGAAAGAUCCUCAUACCGGAGAAGGUCUCGCCAGACGGACUAGCACUCCUGCAAGACCAAUUUGACGUCGACGAGCGGAAAGGUCUGAGCCCAGAGGAGUUGAAAAGUAUCAUUGGCGAUUAUGACGCUCUUAUCGUGCGGUCGGAGACCAAGGUCACGGCCGAUCUUCUAAGUCAGGCGAAGAAAUUGAAGGUUGUUGCUCGUGCGGGAGUUGGUGUGGACAAUGUCGAUGUGCAAUCUGCCACUUCCCAUGGCAUCAUUGUCGUAAACUCGCCAUCAGGCAACAUCAACGCUGCCGCUGAGCAUACCAUUGCACUACUCAUGGCUGUGGCUCGUAAUGUCGCCGACGCCUCGCAAAGCAUCAAGGCGGGGAAAUGGGAACGCAGUCGCCUAGUGGGUGUUGAGGCCAAAGAGAAAACACUUGCAAUCGUAGGUCUGGGUAAAGUCGGUCUGACAGUUGCUCGUAUCGCAAACGGUCUUGGUAUGCGACUUGUGGCCUAUGAUCCCUACGCCAAUCCAAAUCUUGCUGCCGCGGCAUCGGUAACUUUGUUAUCCAGUCUCGCAGAAUUGCUGAAGAUGGCAGACUUUUUGACAUUGCACACCCCUCUCAUUGCUUCGACGAAGGGUAUGAUAGGCAAAGCCGAGCUGGCCACCAUGAAACCUACAGCGAGGAUUUUGAACGUUGCAAGAGGCGGCAUGAUUGAUGAAGAUGCGCUUGUUGAAGCGUUGAAUGCGGGCACCAUUGCUGGAGCUGGUAUCGAUGUUUUUACAUCGGAACCUCCUCAGCCAGACUCUUCGGCUAGCAGAUUGAUCGCGCAUCCAAAAGUGGUCGCGACUCCUCAUCUUGGAGCAUCCACAAAAGAGGCCCAAGAAAAUGUGUCGAUUGAUGUCUGUGAGCAAGUCGUUUCGAUACUGUCUGGCGAACUACCUCGCUCAGCCGUCAAUGCGCCUAUCGUCCUCCCGGACGAGUACCGAACCUUGCAACCGUAUAUUAGUCUUGUUGAAAAGAUGGGCUCUUUAUACACUCAGCAUUACUCAUCCGUCAAGAUUGAUUCCUUCCGCACUACUUUCGACAUUACGUAUGAGGGCAAGCUUGCGACCAUCAACACCACAAAACCGCUAUUCGCAGCAUUAGUCAAGGGUCUUCUCACCCCCAUUACGUCCUCGGACGGGUUGAACAUCAACAUUGUCAAUGCGGAGAUCCUGGCAAAAGAGCGCGGUAUCCUCAUCAACGAACAGCGAUCCCGUGAGAACGUCGAAGAUAAGCCGUAUAGCUCGUUCAUCACUCUCCGUGCACGAGCUACGCGAUCCGUCUCACAAGCGCGCGACAACUCACGCACCAGCUCACCUUCAGCUGCACGCAACGUGAAGUUGCAGGACUAUGAGGAUCAGAUCAUACAGGGCUUUGUCUCAGGCAACAAGCCCUUCAUCUCACGCCUCGACAAGUUCAGAGGCGAAUUUGUACCUCGUGGCACUCUGCUCAUCUGCAGGAACUUCGAUUCCUGUGGCAAGAUUGGAUUCGUAGGCAACCUGUUGGGUAAGGCUGGCGUGAACAUCAAAUUCAUGAGUGUUGCACCGUUGGACGAGGAAAUUGAAGAGAGGCAGAAUGGGGAGGAACGUGGGAGCAAUGAAGCACUGAUGAUUCUGGGUGUGGACCGACCAGUUGACGAAACGGUACAAAAGGCGUUGAUCGGACCUGAAGGUGUGCUGGAGGCGAGUGUAGUGAACUUUUAA
Plenodomus lingam JN3 is the source of this 1863-nucleotide messenger RNA. RefSeq lists its product as uncharacterized. Lineage: Eukaryota; Fungi; Ascomycota; Dothideomycetes; Pleosporales; Leptosphaeriaceae. The record is from RefSeq and is a predicted model, not a curated record. Gene Ontology annotation, biological process: L-serine biosynthetic process. Gene Ontology annotation, molecular function: phosphoglycerate dehydrogenase activity; NAD binding.